CUGGGCUGCAGGUCGCGCUGUUCGCUUGCUCGCUGGCCCGUCUGGUGGAACUGCUUUUGUUUACAUCGGCGCUCUCACGGGGGCUUGAUUCCAAUGCACUGAAUAUUCAGCGUGAAGUAAUCUGAAAAGAGACGUGGAAGUUGAACUCUGACAUAAAGCCGCCAGACCCGAAAUGCGUGGCGCGAUAGUGAGUGACGUGAGUGACAAGUGACUGUCGGAGCCGCGUGCGAGGCGACCGCCGAGUGUGCAGCGCGGGCGGGCGGGCGUGCAGUGUCCCUGCGGGCGGGGUGAGAGGAGCCUCCCAGAUGAAUGGUGAAGAUACGGAGCGUCGACGGGCCGAGGGGGUCCCCGCCGCCACUGGGACCCCGCGGCGGCCCCCCAGAUAGGGCCGCCCGGGGCCGCAGCGCGCCGGGGGAGCACAAGGACCGUGCUGCGACACCGCGCAGGAAGUGCCAGCUGGUGAGCGUGAAGGAAGAGGAGGAGGAGGAGGAUGGGGAGAUCCUGCUCAGGAAGGACGGGGAUCCCGACGAGCGGUGCGACCCCAAGAAGAUCGAGGGAUGCGAGGCCGUCCACAAGGCAGGCGUGAGGGGCGAGGGGAAGGUCUCCGAGGAGGGCGAAGGCAAACUCGAGGGCGCGGAGGUCGUCGGACCCUCGUCGACGUCAUGGCUGUCGUCCGACACGCUGUGCCUGCUGUUCUGCUGCAAGCGGGAGCCCCAGGAGGAGAGGCAGGAGGAGCAGGAGGGCACGGAGAUGGCCGUGUACCGGGUGGCCUGCGGGAUCCACCGGGGCCGACACCUGGUGCAGGCGCUCCUCAUCCAGGCCGUUGCAAAUGCAGAUAACUUAUUCCUCCUCUGUUGCCGCUGUAGUAAAUUGUUACCGACGUUGUUCUAUUAA
Penaeus vannamei (Pacific white shrimp) is the source of this 894-nucleotide messenger RNA. The record is from RefSeq and is a predicted model, not a curated record. Lineage: Eukaryota; Metazoa; Arthropoda; Malacostraca; Decapoda; Penaeidae.